Molecule: messenger RNA, 1145 nt
Organism: Cylicocyclus nassatus
Lineage: Eukaryota; Metazoa; Nematoda; Chromadorea; Rhabditida; Strongylidae
Source: the annotation of a GenBank genome assembly
AGUUCAUACUCAUGUGCUGUAAAAGCCGCGAGAGAGGUUGAAUCAUUUACGCGCAAAUGUACCUACGGAUGUGGUUGUGUCUACUGCUGAUCAGUUGUCUUGGUACUGACGCAGGCAAACGAAAAGGAAAGAAGACUGCGCAUUCUACCCGACCUCCGUACAUGGUCGACAGUCUUCUCCCUAAUGAAGACGACAAAGACGACGAUGCGAAGAUUGGGACAUCAAUCAGUGAUUUCUUUCCGUACAUCAUACCCAAAAAAACAAAGCUCUUACGUUUGCAGCCUUUGGCUACAAUGUACUACAAACCCGGUUACGCAACCUUCUAUAGAAAAUUCUACGCAGAUUUUGCCAUUCUUGUCCAUCCACCAAUGGAUUGCUUAGCAGUAUAUAUAUGCUUUAUGCGCCAAACAAACGCCACAAAAUCCGGCCUUUCGCGGAUAGAUAUUGAAAGUGCUUGUAAAGAUUCAAUUCGUAUAUCAACGAUGGAACAAAUUUUAUACCACGUAAAAGAAGGAAAAGCAAAACCAUACGUACUUCUAAAGGCUGAGCUCGACUUCAGACAGAAGAAAGGCAAUCCUGAUGUCUAUGAGUUGCAGGUAUGGACCGAUUUUGACCAUGAAGAUGUCAGUGAUGCUAAACAAGUUACGAUAGAAGUCCCAGGAAAAAAGAGGGACAUUCUUCUGCUUACAUCCAGCCCAUACUGUCAUGCCGUUCUUUUCAAUGACGAUGGCGCAGUGCCAGGCUCCAUCAUCCAAAUCGAGUCAAACACGGAUGCAAGCCAAUUCUACAGAAUAAUGGGAAGAGCUCAGUAUUUUCCGCACAUUCUUUCCCGAACGGCUGAAAAUUCUCGAUCUAAAACGUUAAAAUCCGAGAUUGUUAUUAACAUCAACAAAGCCGCUACAUCGCAAGCGGAAUGUUGCCCGAAGCUAAACGAAUUCACAGGAUACUUGAAUGAUGACGAAUGGCAAGAAAUCUCCGUUAGACCUAUAGCAAAUGAAUACACACUGGCAAAGGUAGGCUCACUUACAUUCCGAAUAAACUUCUCCAUAAUCAUCUCAUUUCGAAAUAUUGUGAAACGAUUGGAUCAUUCUUAUUUAGAGCAGAUCCAGAAUAUCAAGAGUCGUAAAAAAGUAGCUGACGCUUGA